AAAAUCAUGGGCUGCUGGAAUUCAAUCCCAAAGGAGUUACUAGGUUCUGAUCGUCCGUUCUACAGCCUCCGGCUGAACGUCAGAGUUUGGAGCAAGGACUCGCAUGGGUUGUAUGAUUAUUAUUAUAAAGAGGUUAAUCACUUAGCCAUUGAGGGAUACCCGAAGGGAGGAAAAAGUGUAGGUAAGAGCAAUUCGAGGGUUUAUUGCACGAAUUGACUCUGCGGUGGUACCUGUGACCUGUAUCGAAGAGAAAUCCCUAUUAUUUGUACUGGAAAUUGAUUUUUGUAUCGGAAUACUAGCCGAGAAAUUGAGUAUCAAGUAACAAUUCCAGAUGAAGUUGUGGAAGAGAAAUAUACAAAAAUAUUAUCAAUUGCGUAUAAGAAGGGCCGAUAUUGGCUCUAUCAUGGCAAGGACUUAGCAGUAGAAGAUGUGCUAAAGACUCCUUCAGAACAGCUAUGGAUGCCUGUUAGCACAGCUACUAGUGUUAAUAAUAAAGAAAAGUAUAGCAAAUAUUUUGGCUACAAGAUCAAACAAGGCGAUAUUUUGAAAUUCGGAAGAGUAAGAUUCAGAGUGAAGAAGAUAAGUUCUUCUGGAAAUAUGGAAAAGAUGGAACAAAAUAUCCCUUCUGAAUCAAUACACAUGACUGAGAAGGACGGAGAUAUUGACCAGAGCAUGAACUCUAAACACUCUUUUGGUUCAUCUGCGUUAAGCGAGAUGAAAUAAACAGGUAAAUGACUUCUUCCAAAAGUGUAAUUCUGAACUCUCUUUUGAAGCAAAGAAGCAUAUUGAUUUGGAUAAGACCUCAUCUACUUGUGAGAGGAUGUGCAGAGUUUGACUUUGAGGCGAGGACGAAAUGACAGAAGAUGAAGAGGAGAACCCUCUCUUCUCUAUUUGUACAUGCGCAGGAUCGAUGAAGUACAUUCACCUUGGGUGUAUACGGACAUGGCUUGAAGGAAAGAUACACAAGAAAAACAGCGAUUUUAUCCAUUCCUAUAACUGGAAGAACCUUGAAUGCGAGUUGUGUAAGACUAGGUUUAAAGAUACACACUGGCACAAUGGGCAGCAGUAUAAUAUACUUAACUAUCUCCGACCAACAGAUGGUGCAUAUUUGAUAAUGGAGUCAUUCACUAAUACUCCACAUAAGACAAUUCAUGUAGUGUCAAUUUCUAAACAUCAUUUGAAACGGAAGUCAGCAUUCUCUUUCUUAGUAGGACGAGAAAAUAUCGUAGACAUCAGAAUUACCGAUAUCAGUGUUUCGAGGGCCCAUGCGUAUGUGAAUUACUUCAAUGGAGAUUUUUAUGUCAUGGAUAACCAAGCUAAAUUUGGAACGCUCGCUCUUGUUCAGAAGCCUAUCGAAGUUCCAUAUAAAAAGGAUUUCUCAGUCUCAAUGCAGCUUGGGAGAUACUUAUUGUCUGUCUCUCCUGAGAUGCAGAAACCACAAGUUUGUGGGAGGAAUAAAUUUGAAAGAAUCGUGGGUAUGAACGAGCAGGUUUUUGAUGAUCAUAUUCACAAGUACCCAUAUAUGCUCGGAAUUAAGAUGGGUGUGAUUAACAAGAAGUCUAUAAAGACCUUCCAGGACCGCGACGGUCAUGAGGAGCUGAACGAACUCCAUCAGAGGAAAAUGAAGAAGAACAAUAAAAGCAGGAAGGUCUAUGCUGAUUCAGAAGGCGACCAAGACCUUAUUAAAGUUGAGACUCAGAAUGUUCUUUCCUCUGUAGUGAAAAAUGGCCUCUUUGAAGAGCUGAAAGAAGGUAAUGACUCUCUGUUUCGAAGUAAAGGGGUAGAAAGCACUCGGAUGUUUAAGGAAUCCAUCGGAGCAUCUACUGAUUUGAAAACUUCUGUGGAUCCAGGGUUUACUCUGACGAAGAAAACGAAUAAUUUCAUGACUGAUGAAAGGAUUUCGCUCACACAGAGAGGUUUUGGAAUGUCUCCCAAUGCUAAUGAAACUGAUACUUUACCAUCCAACAUGCAGAUGCAACCCAGAGGGGUCUUAGUAGACCCAGAGCAAUACCAGAUUCCGCACCCAAGUCGGAGGGAGAACACAGAGCUGCUUGAAAGUGUCCCUCGACGGCUAGACGAAGAUGAAGAAGAGGAGGAAGAAAAGCAUGAAGCUUCCCAUAUCAACACAAGUCAUGUUAAGAGAAAGCACCAUAAUAUUAUUGGAAAGAUUGGUCUCAGAGACUUCACAUCAAAUUCCAAGCUUAAGUAUAAGUGUAAGCCUCUCAUUCGCUCAAGUAUGAACAAACCUCCCAUGAACGAGAUUAAUGAGGUAGUCAAUGAAGAGAGAUAUCGACUAGACCAGUCAGUGAAUAGCAAUGAAAAUCUUAGCAGUCAACAAGAUAUAAACCAACAUUAUGACGACCGAAAAUUUGAAGAGGAGAAAGAGCGAAUUAAGGAAGAAAUCAAAGAAGAAGUCAAGGAAGAUAUCUUACCCAAAGUUAAGCCCAAGUUGGAGCCUGGGCAUAAAUCUCAGAGCUGACGUAAAAUUCCUGAGAUCUCUGAGGAUGAACGGAACUCAUCUUCUGUAUUGCAGCUCAAUAAAGUGAAGAUGAACAAUAACUUCUUUAAUUUGUAG
This is a messenger RNA of Moneuplotes crassus, 2575 nucleotides long. NCBI's taxonomy places the organism in Eukaryota, Ciliophora, Spirotrichea, Euplotida, Euplotidae. The record is from the annotation of a GenBank genome assembly.